Messenger RNA from Bursaphelenchus okinawaensis, 2840 nucleotides. Lineage: Eukaryota; Metazoa; Nematoda; Chromadorea; Rhabditida; Aphelenchoididae. The record is from the annotation of a GenBank genome assembly.
AUGGGAAACAGCGGGUCUGCGAAUGGUCAUUUUAUCAAACGCGACGAAUCGUUCGGGUCGCCACGACCCAAACAUACUAUUGAUGUAAGUGGUUUAUUCUUCAUAUUUAUUAUUACGGUGUGUCCAAGCGUAUUUUACAAAAAAAUUUUCAAAAAAUGUGUUUUUCUGACUUAAUUCUAGACUUUUUGUUUAGUUUGUCUGGGAAGUCGAAAAAAGUGUUUGAAACACAAUGCCAAAUUUCUCAAGUUGGCGCGAAAUUCAAAUAUUGAAAAUUUAAAACUUGACAACGCGAGCUAAAAUUUUUUGUGGGUACUACUGGUGGUACAAAGAACUCAUAUAAAAAUUUUGAGCUGAUUCUGAACGGGGCAGGUUGGGUACUUUCUUUAUAAGCUGGGCUCUGGGGCCUUGGGUUUGGUUCGGCUUUCGGGCUCACAUGUUUAGGCUCUGUCCUUUUGUAAAGCAUGAUAGGAUAAGGUAGUGUAGGAAAUUCCAAAUGAAAAAGUCUUAGUAGGCCCAUAUCGAAUCUAGUACGACCCCUUUCAAGUGCUCUAGCUCUAACUUAUUAUAUUAUAAUAGCUGUACUUUAUGUCUCCCUUAGCUUUGCCUUAGCCUAAGCAUGGUUUUACUCACAUCAGGUGCCAACAUAAAGAACCCGAUAUACUUUUACUGUAAUUUUUUGUAAAAAAUGGCGGGUUUUUUAUUUCGGCACCUAAUAUUUUAGUCAUUUUUUAACUCUCCCUUAGUAUGACUGCUGUUUAUCUUUGGCUAGCCUACCUAUUUACCAGCUCUUUUAGUCUAUCUUAGUAUAUCUGAUCAUAAAAGGCUUAAUAUUGUACCAUAACCGUAUUUUACCAACCUCUUUUCCCUUUUUAGAUAGUCAGAUCCGGAAGUGACUUCGGGAGCAAUGACCGCCUGUCCAAUGGUACUCACCGUAGCUUUUCAUUUCACAAAAACAACCGGUCGCAGUCACUGGAACAAAGUGGGACUCAUUCACCAUCAAGUUCACACUCUUCUUCAUCAAAUUCUUAUUUGGGGCAUGACAAAAAUUGCUUGCGGCAAUCGGCACAGCCAAUGUUUCAAAUCAGCGGUGACUUGAAUCCACAGCAAAUUCAUCUGGUCAAACGGACUUGGAAAACGGUCGGUUUUGGGUGUAAAAUACGGGCAGGCUUUCAUCAUAUUUUUAUUUUUUAAAUUUUUUUAAAAAUUUUCAAUAUAGGAAGUUUUUAGCGUUGCGCUAAAAAACCUAAAAAAUUUUAAAAAAUUUUUUGUGCAGGUUGCAUCUAGAAACUAAAUUUUUUUUUAAUUCAAAAAUUUUUUGUAUAGGGCGCAGGCUGCGCUUAAAAACUAAUCAUUUUUUUAAAAUUUUUUGUAUAGGGGCAGGCUGCGUUUAAAAACUAACCAUUUUUUAAAAAUUUUAAAUUUUUUUUUAUAUAGGGCGCAGGCUGCGUUUAAAAACUAAAAAUUUUUUGUAUAGGGCGCAGGCUGCGUUUAAAAACUAAAAAUUUUUUAAAAAUUUUAAUUUUUUUUUAUAUAGGGUGCAGGCUGCGUUUAAAAACUAACCAUUUUUUAAAAAUUUUAAAUUUUUUUUUAUAUAGGGCGCAGGCUGCGUUUAAAAACUAACCAUUUUUUAAAAAUUUUAAAUUUUUUUUUAUAUAGGGUGCAGGCUGCGUUUAAAAACUAACCAUUUUUUAAAAAUUUUAAAAUUUUUUUUUAUAUAGGGCGCAGGCUGCGUUUAAAAACUAAAAAUUUUUUGUAUAGGGCGCAGGCUGCGUUUAAAAACUAAAAAUUUUUUAAAAAAUUUUAAUUUUUUUUUAUAUAGGGUGCAGGCUGCGUUUAAAAAACUAAAAAUUUUUUAAAAAUUUUUUGUAUAGGGCGCAGGUUGCGUUUAAAAACUAACCAUUUUUUAAAAAUUUUAAAUUUUUUUUAAAUUUUUUAAAUUUGUUUGUAUAGGGCACAGGCUGCGAUUAAAAACUCACCAUUUUUUAAAAAUUUUUUUUAUAAGGCGCAGGCUGCGUUUAAAAACUAAUCAUUUUUUAAAAAUUUUAAAUUUUUUUUAUAUAGGGCGCAGGCUGCGCUUAAAAACUAACAAAUUUUUAAAAAUUAUAUUAUUGUAGAUAAUGAAAACCAUCAACGAUGAUGAACAAGAAAUAGCCGUCCGAUUACUAUUACGUAUAUUCCAAAUUGAGCCAAGGAAUGUGGCUUUAUUCGGGCUACCACCAGAUAUACAGCCAAGUGAAUUGAGACACAAUGCCACGUUUUUGAGGCAUGUCAAGGUAAGUCUUUAAAAUUUUUUUUUGCUGACUAUUUUAUAGGCCUUUGAGCCAACGUUGAUUCACGUGAUGGCUCAUCCAGGAAACGCGACAAGCUUGAGCAAAUACCUUCAACAGCUGGGUGGAAGGCAUGUUCAGAACACUGGAAUCACCUACAAAAGCACUUAUUGGAAAGUAGGUUGCCUUCCCUUGCCUUGCCUUUGCCUUGCCUUGCCUUGCCUUGCCUCACUUUGUUUUACCCUAUGUUGUUUUACUCUACCCUGCUAUACUUUUUUCUGCCUUCUACUUUAUCUUACCUUCCCUUACCAUGUCCUACCCCACAAAAAACUAUAUUACCCUUUCCAGACCUUCAUGCAAGCCCUGGUAGACGUAGUAGACGCCGGGAAAAUCUCCGCCGACGCGUACGAAGCUUUCAUGGUGUUGGGCGCGUUUUGUGUUGAACAGAUGAGAAUUGGCUACAAGAUUGAAUACAAACUUCAACGUGAAGCCGAGCGAAUAGCCAAGGUUCAGUUGAACAAGAGGGCACACUCGGUGCAGGGUCAUCAUCAUCGACAUAAGGCUUCUAGAUGA